AUGGAAGAAACCAAGAAUCAAGAGUAUGCUAAGCUUUGUAAAGUCAUUCUAUCCAACUGCAGUUUAAAGCACCCUAUGGGCCGAUUACCUGAAAAUCCUUGGUUUCUCAAUAUCACAAAAAAUGAAAAGGUUUCUAGUUUGCUAUUGCAAUUAUUAUUUGAUACCAAUAGAAAAUCAAAGCGAUUUGCUGAAAAGGCUACAGCUAUAAUUAUAGCAGAAAGAAAUGAAUUAGAAAAUAUUCAAAUCAGCAGAGCAUCUUUGCUACAGGAAAAUAUUGAUAUUAGAGUAAGUUUAAACAAAAUUAAGCAAUUGCCAGAAGGAGAGACAAUAAUAAAGUUGAAAGUGAAUACUGCUCAAUGCAGAGGCGAGCCUAUAUCUUUAUCUAUUUGAUUAGGAGAUGAGGUAAGAAAUCUUGAUGUUGGUGAUGAGAUUGAAUCACAAAUUAGUAUAAAGAACACUGCUGAAAUAAAAGCUUAUAAGGAUGGAGAAUUAUUAGGAGUUUGCGAGCUGUUUUUAGGAAGUCUUCUUGAAGACACACACUAUCUAAGAGUUGCAGGUGCUGAUGAAUUUAAAAAUAAUUUUUCUAGAGAUUUCAAUGAAUAUAGCUUUGAAUUAGAAGCUGUCCUUAAGCUCUCAAAACAAGAUAGAGAAGAAAUCCUUGUCCAACAUUUAAUUCAAAGUGAAGAGCAAUUAAAUGAAAAACAAGAAACAGAAGAUUUUGUUGAUGAACUAAUGAGAGCUCUUGGAGUCUUAAUCUUAAUUACGAGAUUAUCAACUGCUAAGCUGUUAUCUUUAACGCAGUCACCCAGACCCGAAGGUUCCUCUGCUUUGCGACGCCGCCUACAGGACUCCAAUUUAAUUGCUAGCCUGUUCUGUUGAACGUCUCCUCCUUGCAAGCUACAACCUUGCUCCAGUGUUGAGUGGGCAGAUUUAAGAAUUCUGCGGCUUUGUUUGAGGCUGUGAGAUACAAGGUUGUCCACACAGAAAACCCAAAAAAUGGAUUUUCUGGUGAACUUUCGGCAAAAAGGAAAAGUUGAAGCCCAGGGCGAAACUCCUGGUUUCUCGUUAGCAGCAUUGCCCGAUGGCCUGGGUGUUCCCUGCAGGCAUAACUGGGCGCCUCCUUUCCAACUUCAACCCUCCUUUACCCUUGAGGAAAAACCAACUCCGAAAGCGGACUAAGGCUAGGCUCCUGCCUCCUGCGAGAAUUGCUUGCCUAGCAUAGCUGUCCAUUUCUUCGUUGGCAAAACCUUGCCGGAUAUACUUUAAAUAGGGCUCGAGACUGCUUGGCCGGGAGGCCAAGCCUAAGUUGAGACGCCAUAUUUAAAGUAUGAGCUCUUGGGGUCAAAGUUAAUGAAGACGGAGAGUAUGAGACAGUUUACAAGCCUGUAAGAGCUGCACCGCCAAAAGAAAGAGAAGAUUACUGUACUUGUUGUCUUCUGUAG
Molecule: messenger RNA, 1442 nt
Organism: Blepharisma stoltei
Lineage: Eukaryota; Ciliophora; Heterotrichea; Heterotrichida; Blepharismidae
Source: the annotation of a GenBank genome assembly